Oryzias latipes (Japanese medaka) is the source of this 1303-nucleotide messenger RNA. RefSeq lists its product as uncharacterized. Lineage: Eukaryota; Metazoa; Chordata; Actinopteri; Beloniformes; Adrianichthyidae. The record is from RefSeq and is a predicted model, not a curated record.
CGGGAACAGGGACAUUUAACUCCAACUCGACUGAGGAAUUUCAGCCUGCUGGCUGCAUGUGCACAUCUGCAGAAGCAGAGUUUUACUACGCUGAGCUAAUAGGGCCGGAGAUGCCUGCAUCUGGUGUGCUGCAGCUGCCAACAGGAUGUCCUGCUCCUGCUGCAAGCUCUUGAGUGGCGGAGAGAAGCUGCUGCACGAGAUCAGCACGGAGGAGGAAGAGGAGGAAGCGGUGUGGAGGAUGGACGUGUUUGACCUCAGACAGCAGUACAGGAGCUGCAGGGAGAAGCGCCAGGAGGUGCUGCUGCCCGGGACAGUGUCCGAGGAGCGGUUUGAGGCCUUCAGCAUUGUCCCUGUUGCUCAGGGUUUAACUCUGCCAUUGGAACCAAUCAGCUCCAUAUCUUCAACCGCCAAUUUUGACUGCGACCCAAAGAUGUAUGACCCCUGGCACGUCCACCUGGACCUCCAUCGGAGAUCCCGACCUGCUGUCUCUGCCCAGUCACCGCUGUUGUUCAGGCCUAGGCCUUCCUCUAAAUCUAGAACCAGAGAACCAUCAGGAUCUCCUUGCAGCUCCAAAGAAACCUCACCCAGUGUGUUCUCUGCACAAGAAGAGCGUGUUUGUACUGACAGAUCUGAGCUGCGUUCAGACCUUCAGUUUUAUGGCAGACCUGGUUCAAGUCAGGUCCAGCGUUCUCUGGAUCCCAGUGAGGAGGUUCCUGUCUCCUCCUCCUCCACCCUGAAGACCAAAGUUACCAACUCUGAAGAGACCCCUACUUUGGAUAGUUUCUGCCCCCACCCUACCACUGAGGAGCAGGAGCAGAACCAGUCUUCUGGCUGGUGUUCAGCUCUGGUUCCAACUCCCAGGUUUGGCCGCCAGCUCAGUGAAGGAGGAGUCUGUUCGUCCUCUCAGAACCCUUUCCCAUUCCCCAAACGGAGGCCUCCAAGGCUCUCUGAGGCUGCGAGGAGGCUUGGCCUGUACUCCCCAUGAGAGCCUUGCACAACCUCAUGAACCAAUCAAAUCCAAAAGCACCAGAACAGGAAGAGCUCAGACAACGUUUGAGAAGCUCGGGAAACAAACCAAGAACCAAAUCAGUUCUUCUUAUUUCCGGUUCCCUGAUCUUAAUGAGGAGGGUCCUCAGGGAGCGUCAACAUAUCCACCAAUUAGUUCUCAAGAAGAGCCAUUGAGGAUCCCCUUUUGUGUUUAGUUUUGCAGUGUCCAUUAUAAAGAAAAAUCAAUAGUCAAAUGUUGAGAGCAUUAUCCUGUGGUUCUGGUUAAUCUUUACAUAAAUAAAAUUAGCAAAACUUU